Molecule: messenger RNA, 1161 nt
Organism: Penicillium oxalicum
Lineage: Eukaryota; Fungi; Ascomycota; Eurotiomycetes; Eurotiales; Aspergillaceae
Product: methionyl-tRNA formyltransferase
Exons: 4
Coding region: 1-1161 (386 amino acids)
Biological process (GO): biosynthetic process; conversion of methionyl-tRNA to N-formyl-methionyl-tRNA
Cellular component (GO): mitochondrion
Molecular function (GO): methionyl-tRNA formyltransferase activity
Source: RefSeq, a predicted model, not a curated record
AUGCUCAUCGUUCACAGAAGCAAGAGCUUUGGGCUCUGCAGGUUGAAUUCAAGUGCUAUUCGAUGGUGUAAUAGCCGGCGAUAUGCAACUAGCACAUUUGAGCCGCUCCGCAUUCUUUUCUGCGGCUCGGAUGACUUCAGUAUUGCCUCCUUGAAAGCGCUCUACGAUUACAAAGUGAAGUUUCCUUCACAAAUAUCUUCCAUAGACGUUACGGGUACAGUGCCAAUCAAGGAAGCUGCUUCUGCGCUUUCACUUCCAAUUCACGAGAUUGACACAUUCAGAGGCUGGACGCCCCCGGAGACUCCGUAUGGCCCGAUCAAUCUGAUUAUCGCAGUGUCGUUCGGGCUGUUCGUUCCUCCUCGUAUUCUGAAUGCUGCCAAAUAUGGUGGCUUGAAUGUUCAUCCAUCAUUGCUUCCAGAUUUCCGUGGUCCAGCACCGUUACACCAUACCCUUCUAGCUGGACGAACUAAGACCGGCGUGACGCUUCAAACCUUAGAUCACAAAAGCUUCGAUCACGGGAAAAUUCUUGCACAAACUCCAGCGCCAGGGUUUGAUAUCCCUCACCCAGACACAUGCACCGUGCCUGAGUUGACAAGUUUGGUCUCUGCCAAAGGCGCCCAGCUUCUGUCUGACGGCAUUCAGCAAGGGCUAUUUGUACCUCCACUGAAGGAUGUCGGGGGGCUUUCCGAGAACGAUCCCGAAAAUCUCAUUCAUGCUGCCAAAAUUCAGCCCGAAGAUCGCCACAUAGAUUGGUCGGGCUGGACUUCGCUCGAUUUUAAUCGACGCAACCGUGUUCUUGGCAAUUUGUGGAGCAAGGCAUUAGUGGCGGGCAAACCAGCAGAUGGAACCAUGAAAUUCAAGCAAAAGCGAGUUAUACUCACUGAUGUUGAGGAAGUCGAGCCUCCAGAGGGAUCAGAGAUCUUCGCCAUCGUUCCUGGUCUGCCAUUUACGAACGCCCCCUGCCCUGUGGAACCCAAAAAGAACAGGGCCCUUUACGUAUUCACCAAAGAUGGACAAGCUCUUCUUGUUAAGAGUUUGAAGGUGGAGGGGGAGCCGGUAGCAGAGGGUCUUCGCGCAGCAGUUAAGGCGCGCAUGUUCGGGGAUCGCUCUAUAUUGUCUGCAGGCUCCGAGUUCACCCCGUUCCGCAAUCCUCUCGUAUAG